AGCUUAACGACGCACAGUUUCUUACACUGGAGGAAAAUUUCAACUUCAGCGAUACACUAGUAGCUCUUCGCAUGAUGUCUGCUCAGUUUCCCCGCAUUGAAAAGGUUACAAUUCAGCCUUUCAUUUUGCGGUCACAGUUGUACAGCAGUUUAAAGGACCGGACACAAGUGGACAGAGACUUGGAGUCACUAAGGAGAGAAAGAGUUAUACGUACUUUCAAAUUAAAUACUGGACAAGACGAUCAUGCUAUAAUGUUUUUGGAUGACUACUUUAGUCAGAUUGAUCGUGUCAGUAAAAGAUUGGAAGCACAGAAGCUGGAGGACAUUUCUGUUUUUGAAUGGUUCAAGGAGCAUGUAAUUCAUUCAAAGCUAGAUCCCAGUAUUGGACAUGAUGAACUUUGUUCGCUUCUGUCAUUGGGGGGCAAGGUGAAGGAGGAACACAUCUCCCUCUUAAUUAAUGCUGGACUUUUGACGCGGCAACUGAUUGAUCCAAACAUGUACUGGUUUGCAAUUCCAAAUAUUGGAUCAGUUCUCAAGGGCCUAUCGCAGGGAAGGAAGGAGCUUAUGUCUUUUCUCAACCGUAGAAAGUACAAAGAGAUGGCAAUGGCUUCUCUGGAAAAGAAGCGCCUUCGACUCUCUCCCCUUGAUAUGAGAUUUCAUCUCCGAGAUUUGCUAGGUUCGGGCCAUCUCAAAACUGUUGAGUCACCCACAGGUUUAGUUGUUAAAGUUGUGAAAGAUUAACUGAGGUAUCAAUCUUCAUCUGAUUUAAUUUCACUUGAAGGUUGACAAGAGCUCAAUGUUUGUAUUGAAGAACCAUGAAUAUAAAACUAGCAUAUCAAUAAAAUGAAGAAAAAUCUCUGAAAUUAUUUCAUACAAUGA
Molecule: messenger RNA, 878 nt
Organism: Nicotiana tabacum (common tobacco)
Lineage: Eukaryota; Viridiplantae; Streptophyta; Magnoliopsida; Solanales; Solanaceae
Source: RefSeq, a predicted model, not a curated record